AAACAUCGACAAUGAUCAAGUUAGUAAUUUUAUUAUCAAUAUGUUCCUGUGUACUGAGUUUACGGUAUCCUAAAGUAGAAGUACGCAUUGCUGGUGGAUUACCUGGAAACAUUUCAGAUUAUCCAUGGCAAAUAUCAUUACAACACUCGGGGAAACAUACGUGUGGCGGUUCUAUAUUUAAUGAUAAAAUAAUUGUUACUGCCGCUCACUGUUUUAAAAAUGAUGAUGUUUCCAAAUUACAAAUAAGAGCUGGUUCAUCUUACUGGGAUAAAGGUGGUGUGGUCGUUAAAGUAGCUGCUUUUAGGAGUCAUAAAGAUUAUGAUCCAGACGUUGUGAAUAAUGAUAUUGCCGUCAUACGUUUAAAAUCUCCAUUACCAUUGGGUAGUAAUAUUAAACCCAUACCAUUAACUACUAAUGAACCAGGUGAUGGUACUUCAGCAGUUGUUACUGGUUGGGGAAUUCUUAAAGAAGGAAAUUCUUCGCUUCCAUCACAGUUACAGUAUGUUAAUUUAAAUAUUGUAGACCGUAAAACAUGUUCGGCUGCAUAUGAAGAUUUUAUAAUUGAUUCAAACACGAUUUGUGCCGCAGCCGAUGAUAAAGAUGCAUGCCCAGGAGAUUCUGGAGGUCCUUUAGUUGCUGACGGUUCAUUAGUUGGAGUUGUAUCUUUUGGUUUAGGCUGUGCCGAUCCAAAUUAUCCAGGAGUUUAUGUUAACGUGUUUAAGUUGCGUGAGUGGAUAACUGAAAAUGCAAAAAAAGUAUAAAUUAGUUUUUUAUAAUAAGUAGAAAUAAAAAAAUAUCGUAUUCGUCAUUUUUGUUACUAAAGCGACAAUACUUAAGCUUAACGCAGUGGUGUUUAAAAUUUAUUUAACUUUUUUUUUUUGUUUUU
Teleopsis dalmanni is the source of this 886-nucleotide messenger RNA. Its product is annotated as trypsin beta-like. Gene Ontology annotation, molecular function: serine-type endopeptidase activity. The transcript has a single exon. Lineage: Eukaryota; Metazoa; Arthropoda; Insecta; Diptera; Diopsidae. Bases 12 to 761 code for a protein of 249 amino acids. The record is from RefSeq and is a predicted model, not a curated record. Gene Ontology annotation, biological process: proteolysis.